AUGAAGUUCUUCGGUGGUAGUAAGAAACCUUCAUCCGCCGUCCUCCCCCACGAAAUCGUCCACAUCCAGCAAGUCGGCGAAAAAAUCGUCGGCCAGGCCCACGUCCACCUCCGCGUCCACCACGUCCACGGCUGCGUCGCACAAGGGUUCGACCAGAGACUCGUUGACAAAAUCUUCGUCGUCGCCGCGCCGCUCUCGACUCUCCCGGCAUUCAACCGAGCCGACGACGUCGUCCUCGUCCUCGUCCUCCCGCCGCAGCAACAAAUUCGAUAG
Drechmeria coniospora is the source of this 273-nucleotide messenger RNA. RefSeq lists its product as uncharacterized. NCBI's taxonomy places the organism in Eukaryota, Fungi, Ascomycota, Sordariomycetes, Hypocreales, Ophiocordycipitaceae. The transcript is spliced from 2 exons. Bases 1 to 273 code for a protein of 90 amino acids. The record is from RefSeq and is a predicted model, not a curated record.